Molecule: messenger RNA, 446 nt
Organism: Notodromas monacha
Lineage: Eukaryota; Metazoa; Arthropoda; Ostracoda; Podocopida; Cyprididae
Source: the annotation of a GenBank genome assembly
GUGCCUUGAAUGGAGACAAGAUCAAUGCCACUAUGUAUUACGUGAUGUCUCAUUCCCCCGCCCCGAUUCAUUGGAGAACGACGACGGAUGCGACGAGGCAAGCUCUGUUCUCGGAGCUUUUCUAUGCAGAAGGCUGCUAUGCGGAUCAUCAAACCUUGAUCGAAUCGGCAGCCUUGUGGGGCGACUUGAAGACGCUGACGUCAGUGAACCGCAUUGUGUACUACUGGCUGACGACCCUAGAGAAGCGGGGGUGUCACAAGCUGAUCGCUGUGGGUGCCGACGGCGUCGUACGAGCCAUGGUGCUCAGCUUCGGCGCCUUCAAGUACUCGAACCACCACCUGGAGUUCAGGACUCCGCCCAAAGAUCUGCACCGUGACGUCACAUUUCGUCACUUGGCUUACGGGAAUGGUACUUUCCUCACUGUGUCGGUCGUCAUAAAAGAUGAC